CCGUAAGUAGUGAUGGGCAAGCGCGGGAUUCAUCACGUGAUGCACGGGAUAAUUCGGGCAAUGCCAUAAUUCCAGCCGAAACUUACGGUAAUCUUGGUAACAAUCUGUGGAUCCCGCGCGCAUCCCGUGCAUGA
This is a messenger RNA of Cetraspora pellucida, 134 nucleotides long. The record is from the annotation of a GenBank genome assembly. Lineage: Eukaryota; Fungi; Glomeromycota; Glomeromycetes; Diversisporales; Gigasporaceae.